UUUUUUUUUGGUUGACUGUACAACAUAAAUUGGUUAGCAACAAGAAUUAUUUCAUUAUCGAACAUCAAAAAAAAAAAGAAUUUUUUUCUUCUUCUUUUUACUUAAUUAUUAAACAGAUAAGAAAAAAGAAAACAUGGAUAAACUAUCAUUUACACCGGAAUUAUGGACAAAAAUAUUUAUUGUAGUGAAUAGUUUAUUUGUGAUAUUUAGUUUUAUUAUGUUUGCACUAGGUAUUAGUGCAUUAGAUACAUUACUUAAAUAUGGUACAAUAUUACAAUUAGCACCACCAGCAAUAUAUGGAACUGUUAUAUUUACUGGAUUACUUGGUAUAAUAGCUUCAGCUGUUGGAUUUUUUGGUUUAUGGAAAAAAAUGAAAAUUAUUGCACUUGUGCAUAUGAUUGGUUUAGGUAUUGCAACAUUAAUUAAUAUAUGUAUUGCUAUUGCAGCAGCUGCAACUCAAGAUAAAUAUACAUCAGAUGCUCAACAAUCAUUGCUCAGUUCUAUUUCAAAUUAUAAUCGAAGUCAAUAUUCAUCGGAAUUCGAUAAGUUACAUACUACUUUCUAUUGUUGUGGAGCUAGUUCAUACAAAGAUUUUAAACAAUAUAAUAUGAAGAUACCACCAUCAUGUAGAGUUGGUGAAUUGACCUACGCAACAGGUUGUAUUGAAGAAAUAACUGGCUUUGCUCAAAGUUACUCAACUAUAUUAAUAGUUCUAUGCUUUAUAACAGCUAUUCUUCAAGGUGCCUAUUUAGGCAUUUCAGUUUGGAUGGUUCGUAAAUCUGAUGAUGGAACCGCGUUUGCUGCAUAAACAUUGUAUCGAAGAUACAAUUCAAAAACAGACUUCAUUCCUAAAAAAAAAAAAAAGAUACACUUCAUUACUUUAUUAAUUCAUUGAAGAUAAUCAUUAUUAUUAUUUCAAAAAAACCCCCACAAAAAUAUCACUUUUGUUUUUCUCAUUCAAUUUUGAUUCUAUCACUUUUUUAAUAAGCUAAACACAUUCAUAGAGGGUUGAUUGUGUCUCAGUAACAAAAAUGUAAAACUGACCUUAUCAACGAUAAAUGUAAGAUGGAUAUUAUUUAUUAUUCUAUCUCUAUCAAUCUACUGAUAGUUGAAAACUAUUAUCAUUGAACAUAUCAUUAUUACAUAAUUAGUGAGUCUUGAUAAAUACUGUUUCAUUAGUAUUUCGAAGUUGUCAUAGUAACUAUUUGUAACCAUUUGAUUGGAAAUAGCUUUACAUAGAUAUGAAUUUAAAAGAUUUAUCAAACAUAUCGACUGGGAGUUAUUUUUAAAAAAAAUGUUUUCUGUGAUAUAUUUAUCAUUUCUAUUUAGUUUUAUUUUCUCU
Molecule: messenger RNA, 1342 nt
Organism: Schistosoma spindalis
Lineage: Eukaryota; Metazoa; Platyhelminthes; Trematoda; Strigeidida; Schistosomatidae
Source: the annotation of a GenBank genome assembly